UGUGAACCUCAAUUUCAUUCAUUGAAGUAGCAGUAAAAUAAGAUUAGAUUUCAAAUAAAUAGUAUCUAUAUAUAGUCUGUGUGGUCAGGAUUUUCAUUUUUGUCAGCUGAGGAAAUAGAGUUAGAUUCCGGCAUACUUGAUUAACCGGAGGAAAGAAAGUCUUAUUUUCAGGAUGUUCGACUCCAAAGCGCGUGGAUUCUUGAAUUUGCUCAUCAUUUUAGGUAUUACACUGAAGACAAAUGGGUUUUACGUAGGAAUCACAUACGUCGAAAACGCCGUUGCAAAAGGAGCUGUUUGUUUGGAUGGCAGUCCACCAGCUUAUCAUAUGGACAAAGGAUUUGGCGCCGGAAUUAACAAUUGGCUUGUUCAUUUUGAGGGGGGAGGAUGGUGCAACAAUGCCACCACUUGCCUUGCACGUAAAAAUAACCGUUUAGGCUCUUCGAAGCAAAUGGUUAAGGAAGUCGCUUUUUCAGGACUUUUGCAUAACAAGGCAAAAUUCAACCCUGACUUCUAUGAUUGGAAUAGGAUUAAAGUUCGAUAUUGUGAUGGAUCUUCAUUUACUGGAGAUGUUGAAGCAGUAGAUCCAGCCACCAAGCUUCAUUACAGAGGAGCAAGGGUUUUUCGUGCUGUGAUCGAUGAUUUACUAGCAAAAGGGAUGAAAAAUGCUAAAAAUGCUAUUCUUUCUGGAUGUUCGGCUGGUGGUUUAACUUCCAUUCUUCAUUGCGAUAACUUCCGUGGCAUAUUACCAAGGAGUACCAAAGUAAAAUGUCUCGCAGAUGCUGGAUAUUUUAUCAACGCGAAAGACCUUUCGGGAGCAAUGCACAUACAACAGUUCUAUGCUGACGUUGUGAAAACCCAUGGAUCAUCAAAGAAUUUGCCCGCAUCAUGCACUUCAAGAGUAAACCCGAGUCUGUGUUUUUUCCCCCAGUAUGCCGCACAACAGAUCCGCACACCACUUUUUCUAUUAAAUGCCGCCUAUGAUUCAUGGCAGAUAAAGAACAUUUUGGCUCCUGGUGUUUCUGAUCCGCACGGAAAGUGGCAUUUCUGCAAGCUUGAUAUAAAAAAAUGUUCUCCAGCUCAAAUCAAAAUUAUGCAAGGUUUCAGGAUGGAGUUUCUAAGUGCACUGGCAAAACUAGGGAAAUCUACGGUGAGAGGAACGUUCAUAAACUCAUGCUACGCUCAUUGCCAAUCAGAAAUGCAGGAAACGUGGUUAAGAAAUGAUUCUCCUGUAUUGAACAAUAAGCCAAUUGCAAAGGCUAUUGGAGACUGGUAUUAUGAUCGGGCUCCAUUCGAAAAGAUUGAUUGUCCUUACCCAUGUGACUCAACUUGUCACAAUCGUAUUUUUGAAUAAAAUUAUGAAAACUCAUAUGGAACAAUUAUGUAUAUGAUAGUUUUAUUUAUUGGCCAUUCUCGGUUAUGAGAUUAAAUAACUUCAAAUUGAUAAUUGGAUUGUCUGUUUGGAGUACUGUACUGUUCUGAGCAUUCUGGAAGAUGCUGUAAUAAUCAUCUUACCCAACUCCAUUUAUAAAUUUCAUCCAAAUUUGUUUA
Messenger RNA from Papaver somniferum (opium poppy), 1548 nucleotides. Its product is annotated as pectin acetylesterase 8-like. NCBI's taxonomy places the organism in Eukaryota, Viridiplantae, Streptophyta, Magnoliopsida, Ranunculales, Papaveraceae. The transcript is spliced from 13 exons. Gene Ontology annotation, molecular function: pectin acetylesterase activity. Gene Ontology annotation, biological process: cell wall organization. Gene Ontology annotation, cellular component: plant-type cell wall. The record is from RefSeq and is a predicted model, not a curated record. The coding region runs from base 173 to 1351 and encodes 392 amino acids.